Sorex fumeus (smoky shrew) is the source of this 945-nucleotide messenger RNA. Its product is annotated as olfactory receptor 7A10-like. Gene Ontology annotation, molecular function: G protein-coupled receptor activity; olfactory receptor activity. The transcript has 2 exons. The coding region runs from base 1 to 945 and encodes 314 amino acids. Gene Ontology annotation, biological process: G protein-coupled receptor signaling pathway. The record is from RefSeq and is a predicted model, not a curated record. NCBI's taxonomy places the organism in Eukaryota, Metazoa, Chordata, Mammalia, Eulipotyphla, Soricidae. Gene Ontology annotation, cellular component: membrane.
AUGAGGAAGUCAGGGUUCUACACGAAGUCUCUUUUUCCCGGGGUCCAGUCAGAAGACCCAGAAUUGAAGUCCAUCAUCUUUGUGACUUUUCUGUUCAUGUACCUGAUCACUGUGCUUGGAAACCUGCUCAUCAUCCUGGCCGUCAUCUCAGACACUCAUCUCCAUGUACCCAUGUACUUCUUCCUCUCUAACUUGUCCUUUGUGGACCUCUGCUUCACUUCCACUACCAUCCCCAAGAUGCUGGUGAACAUCCAGACACACAGCAAAGCCAUCACCUAUGCGGGCUGCAUCACCCAGAUGCACUUUUAUCUGCUGUUUGGUUGUUUGGAAGUCAGUCUCCUCUCUGUGAUGGCCUAUGACCGUUUCGUGGCCAUCUGCCACCCCUUGCACUACAUGGUCAUCAUGAACCCCCGGCUGUGUGGGCAGCUGGUUCUAGUUGGUUCUUGGUUUCCAAGCACCGUGAAUUCUUUAAUACAGACCUUCAUGACAUUGCAGCUGCUCUUCUGCACAGAUGUGGAAAUCCCCAACUUUUACUGUGAACUCAAACAGAUCAUCCCUCUGGCCUGCUCUGACACAUUUCUCAAUAAUGUGGUGAUGUACUUUGCAUCCGUUCUGCUGGGUAGUUGCCUAGGUGGGAUCCUUUAUUCCUACUCUAAGAUCUUUUCCUCCAUCCGUGGAAUCUCUUCAGCUCAGGGAAAACUUAAGGCAUUUUCUACCUGUGCAUCUCACCUCUCAGUUGUCUCUUUAUUUUUUUGUACAAGCCUAACAAUGUACUUUAGCUCUGCUACUACUCACAGCUCACAGUCAAGUUCAGUUGCCUCAGUGAUGUAUGCUGUGGUCACGCCCAUGCUGAACCCCUUCAUCUACAGCCUAAGAAACAAAGACAUAAAAACGGCCCUCCAGGCAUUCUUCAUGAAGGGGACCAUCCAAAGACACUUGUCCUAG